Messenger RNA from Suillus plorans, 1180 nucleotides. RefSeq lists its product as uncharacterized. The record is from RefSeq and is a predicted model, not a curated record. NCBI's taxonomy places the organism in Eukaryota, Fungi, Basidiomycota, Agaricomycetes, Boletales, Suillaceae. The transcript has 13 exons. The coding region runs from base 233 to 1180 and encodes 315 amino acids.
AAGAUAACGAUAAGCAACGUGCGAUGCGAAGGAGAUCUACGUAUAUCACAAAUAAGCACUUUUCAACACAGUACAAAACAGGUACUAUUUCGUAUUUCAACAUCUCCGAACCUUUCCCAUCAGAGCGCGUUUUCACUGGGGCUGAGCGCUGAACGUUGAACGGUGGUAUAUCUUGCACGGACGCUCGUGAUACACCACUAACCUUCCCCACUCGCUCACCCAUCCCUCGAACAUGACCUACGUCUCAAAUGAUCCCAGUUGGUGGCCGACAAUCAAUUUGAAUAUUUUUUUCAGCUAUUGGAACGUUGCCGCGGGCGUCGUGGUGGUAUAUGAUUGUGUCUUAACACUCGGACAAGAGAUUGAACUCAUCUGGAGACAACGCUGGUCUCUCAUGACUGUGCUGUAUUUGACUGUUCAUACGCUAUAUUGGAAUACCGUUUUGUGUUGCCUCUCUUCUGUCAAAUAUGCCAUCGAUAUCGCUGACGGAUGCAGCGCUAUCACGUACUACGCAAUAAAUGGGACAACUGUGACCUUAAUUGCCAUGUUGGGCGUCAUCGUGAUUUCCCGGUUGCAUGCCAUGUAUCAGGGAUCUAGAAAGAUGCUUAUCUUCCUUGUUAUUGUCUUCCUGGCUGUAAACAUCGCCUGCGGAGUAAUGACGGCAAUAACGCUCAACGAUACUGUACUGGAGGAGGCGAUACUCUCUGGCACAUAUAUGUGCAGUUAUGUAUUUGGAGGGGACGAGCAGCUUCUUAUUUCGAUGGUUUGGAUGCUCAACACUGUUUGGGAGGUCCUCGCACUGUGUCUUUCAGUCUGGGUUGCCGUAAAACACUUCCGUGAGCUGCGACGACUCGGCCCAUCCACAGGAUCGAUCAUCGGUGACUGUUUCACAGUGCUGAUACAAUCUCACGUUCUUUAUUUUGCAAGCUUCGUUGGUGUCUCUUGCCUCCAGCUUACUCUUCUCUCUCCAGAAAUCUGGAAUUCAAAUUCUAUUGUAACUCUGAUACUCGCAGGUGCUCUUCAAAUUUUAUUGGUCGUGCAGCUGUUUGUGCUAGGACCACGCCUCAUCUUGGGUGUUCGAGAAUACCACGCCAAACUCGUGGCAUACUCGGACGCAGAAACUAGCAUGAAUUCGAUUGUUUUCCAGGAGCAUGUACAUGUAUCGACUAGUAGUACUGUGUAG